AAAAGUUAAGUGACUGAGCAGCGGCGCCAUUGGGAUAGUGAGAUCACAGAUGAUGUAUCAGAAAGCUCACACUUCUCACCAAUGCCAUCUGAGGAAAAGCCUGCCUCACCUUCCAAGCCACCCGUUUCAAAUGCCUCAGCUACCCCAGUUGGGAGAAGGGGCCGUCUGGCCAACCUUGCUGCAACGAUUUGCUCCUGGGAAGAUGAUGUAAGCUACUCAUCUGCAAAGCAAAAUAGUGUACAAGAACAGCCUGGUACCGCUUGUUUAUCCAAAUCCUCCUCUGCAAGUGGACCAUCUGCUAGCAUCAAUAGUAGCAGUGUUCAGCAGGAAGCUACAUGCUGUUCCCAAAGGGAUGGCAAUGCCUCUGUCAAGAAAGACCCAACUUCAAAUGCUGCCGAUGGGCCUUUGCUUAAAGCCUCAGUGUCCAGCCCUGUGAAAGCAUCUUCUUCCCCUGUGAGAUCCGCUCCAUUCAUCACUAGAAACUGUGAGGUGCAGAGUCCUGAGCUACUUCACAAAACUGUUAGUCCUCUGAAAACAGAGGUGUUGAAACCAUGUGAGAAGCCAACUUUAUCCCAGGCACUUCAGCCCAAAGAGGGAGCUAACAAGGAAGUUUGUCUACAGUCACAGUCCAAGGACAAACUUGCAACACCAGGAGGAAGAGGAAUUAAGCCUUUCCUGGAACGCUUUGGAGAGCGUUGUCAAGAACACAGUAAAGAAAGUCCAACUUGCAGAGCAUUUCAUAGAACCCCAAAUAUCACUCCAAAUACAAAAGCUAUCCAGGAAAGAUUAUUCAAGCAAAACACAUGUUCAUCUACUACCCAUUUAGCACAGCAGCUCAAACAGGAGCGUGAAAAGGAACUGGCGUGUCUCCGUGGCCGAUUUGACAAGGGCAGUCUCUGGAGUGCAGAGAAGGAUGAAAAGUCAAGAAGCAAACAGCUAGAAACCAAACAGGAAGUUCACUGUCAGAACUCUCCCCUCAAGAAACACCAAAUUGUCUCAGGCACCCCGUCGACCUCUGUGUCAGAUAAAGUGGCUGAGACUCCAACCGCAGUGAAGAUUUCUGGUACAGAGCCUGCAGGUUCCACUGAAAGCGAAAUGACAAAGUCCAGCCCUUUGAAAAUAACAUUGUUUUUAGAAGAGGAGAAGUCCUUAAAAGUAGCAUCAGACCCGGAGGUUGAGCAGAAGACUGAAGCAGUGCAUGAAGUAGAGAUGAGUGUGGACGAUGAGGAUAUCAACAGCUCCAAGGUCAUUAACGACAUCUUCAGUGACGUCCUAGAGGAAGGGGAACUGGACGUGGAAAAGAGCCAAGAGGAGAUGGACCAAGUGGGAACGGAAAGCAGCGAGGAGCAGGAAGAUGCGCUGAAUAUCUCCUCAAUGUCUUUACUUGCUCCGCUGGCUCAGACGGUCGGCGUGGUGAAUCUACAGAAUGUAAUUUCUUCACCUGAGUUGGAAUUGAGAGACUCUAGCCUGAGUGCUCCAAGUCCCAAACCAGGAAAAUUCCAAAGAACUCGUGUCCCCCAAGCCGAAUCUGGUGACAGCCUCAGUUCUGAGGACCGGGACCUUCUUUACAGCAUUGAUGCAUAUAGGUCUCAAAGAUUCAAAGAAACAGAACGCCCUUCCAUAAAGCAAGUGAUUGUUCGAAAGGAAGAUGUUACUUCAAAAUUGAGUGAAAAGAAUGGUGUCUUUUCUGGUCAAGUUAAUAUCAAACAAAAAAUGCAGGAACUCAAUAAUGACAUAAAUUUGCAGCAGACAGUGAUCUAUCAGGCCAGCCAGGCUCUCAACUGCUGUGUUGAUGAAGAGCACGGGAAAGGAUCCCUGGAAGAAGCUGAGGCAGAAAGGCUCCUUCUGAUUGCAACUGAGAAAAGAGCACUUCUGAUUGACGAACUGAAUAAGCUGAAGAGUGAAGGACCUCAGAGGAGAAACAAGACCGCUGUCGCAUCCCAGAGUGGAUUUGCCCCAUCUAAAGGGUCAGUCACCUUGUCAGAGAUCUGCCUGCCUCUGAAGGCAGAGUUUGUCUGCAGCACCGCGCAAAAGCCAGAGUCAUCGAAUUACUACUACUUAAUUAUGCUAAAAGCUGGGGCUGAGCAGAUGGUGGCCACCCCAUUAGCAAGUACUGCAAACUCUCUUAGUGGUGAUGCCCUGACAUUCCCCACCACGUUUACCCUGAAUGAUGUUUCCAAUGACUUUGAAAUAAAUGUUGAAGUUUACAGCUUGGUACAAAAGAAAGAUUCCUCAGGCCCUGAGAAGAAGAAGAAGGCGUCCAAGUCUAAGGCUAUUACUCCAAAGAGACUCCUCACAUCUAUAACUUCAAAAAGCAGCCUUCAUGCUUCAGUUAUGGCCAGUCCAGGAGGUCUCAGUGCUGUGCGCACCAGCAACUUUACCCUAGUUGGAUCUCACACACUAUCGUUAUCUUCUGUUGGAGACACUAAGUUUGCUUUGGACAAGGUACCUUUUUUGUCUCCAUUGGAAGGUCACAUCUGCUUAAAGAUAAGCUGUCAAGUGACUUCAACUGUUGAGGAGAAAGGUUUUCUUACCAUAUUUGAAGAUGUUAGUGGCUUUGGUGCCUGGCAUCGAAGAUGGUGUGUUCUCUCUGGCAACUGUAUUUCUUACUGGACUUACCCAGAUGAUGAGAGGCGAAAGAAUCCCAUAGGAAGGAUAAAUCUGGCCAAUUGUAUCAGUCAUCAGAUAGAACCAGCCAACAGAGAAUUCUGUGCAAGACGGAACACUCUGGAAUUAAUUACUGUCCGACCACAAAGAGAAGACGACCGAGAGACUCUUGUCAGCCAAUGCAGGGACACACUCUGUGUCACCAAGAACUGGCUCUCUGCAGACACUAAAGAAGAGCGGGAUCUCUGGAUGCAGAAACUCAACCAGGUGAUUGUGGACAUUCGCCUCUGGCAGCCGGAUGCUUGCUAUAAGCCUGUCAGAAAGCCCUGAACCCAGGGAACUUCAGGACCGUGGAGAGACUUCGCUAGCUGUGUUAGAAAGUGUCCAAGGAAGACAUGGUUAGAAGCACCAGAUUUGCAAGUUGUAUUUUAUGCUUUAAAUAUAAAAGGGUAUGUGCAAAUAUUCACUACAGAUUAUGCAGUAUUUAUAUCUUUUCUAUGUAAAACUUUACCCAGUUUGUCUUACAUACAUGUUUAACUGUCAAAUACUUAAAAUAGUCAAGAGAAUUGAUAUUCAUGUUUAAUACGUUAAGAGUUUCAUUUUAUAGAAACCUCGCUAGCCAUUUAUUCAUGACAAAGAGUAUAUAUUAUAAUCAAGUUCUGAAUUGUAUUUGGGAGCUGUGGGUUUUAAGGUCCCCUGUAGGUCGUAAACAGAAACAUCUAGUUUGAUGAGUCCCUCUCCAGCCUCGGUGGUUUUUUGAAAAGGUUGUGGCCAUUCCUGGCUCAUGAUAUGACCAGGGUACUGAAUGUAAUCUCAGAGGGUUUACAGGAAUGUGUUUAGUAAGGAGCUGAGAAGAGACAACAGACGCUUACUAAUCUAAUAGGAACUCAAAGCUGCUUUCUGAAGAGAUGUGGACAGUGACACAGUGACAUUGGGGCUAAAUAUUGUACCAGAAGCAUUAAGAAUUACACAGCUCACAUUCACUCCGACUCUGUGUGCAGUGUGGGGCAGAUUGUCAGUGUUCAGGCUUUAUUAAACAGCUAUUUUUCAUGUAGUUUAGGAUCCUCAUUAACAUGUUCAGCCUUUUCUCUUAUAACAAGAGCAAAUGUAAAUUGAAGAACACAUACAUAAGAAUUUCUACCAAGCUGCUGUGACUACUCCUUUGCUUCCCAGAGUUCUUGUCUCGUUUUCCUUUCAUGUUAAUCUAAGACACUUUACAAAUCUGUUUUGAGAUCACUGAAAAAUAUAUAAAGCUAUGCAUUCCCUUUAAAGCCCAAUGCCUUCUUGCAAUUUAAAAAUAUUACAAUGCAUGGCUGCAGUUUUUAAAUAGUCUGUGUUUCUCCUCUGACUGUCAGUUAUUGAUGGUUUCAUUUAUAAACACUAAAUUCUAUCACUUGCCAUUAUAUUUCUUACUCAUUUAAAUGUGGGUUUUCUUAUGUAUAUUAUAAAAGUAUUUUAUGACUCCUACAUAAAUAAAUAAUUGUGAAUUGUCAAAAAAAAA
Messenger RNA from Rattus norvegicus (Norway rat), 4108 nucleotides. RefSeq names its product anillin, actin binding protein-like 1 (gene Anlnl1). The record is from RefSeq and is a predicted model, not a curated record. Lineage: Eukaryota; Metazoa; Chordata; Mammalia; Rodentia; Muridae. Gene Ontology annotation, cellular component: bleb.